AUGGUUUCAGGUGCGGCUGCUCCAGUCACUUCCAACCCUUCCGCUAGAGUCAUAUAUUUGAUUCGAGGGCUUGCUUCUGAAGAAACCCGAGAGCAAUCACUUGACGUUCUUUGUAAGAAUAGACUGACUUAUGACAAUUUGGCAGUGCUGUUAUGGAAAUCUUUUGGUACUAUGAGUGUCCUUUUGCAGAUAAUAACUUCAGCUUACCGUGCACUGUCAUCCGACGGCCUUACUGAAAAAGCUCUAACACAAGUCUGCAAUGCAAUAGCCCUUUUCCAGUCUGUAGCUUCUCACCCUGAUACAAGGAUUCCAUUUAUCAGAGCUACAAUGCCAGUGUAUCUGUAUCCCUUCUUGAACACCAUGAGCAAUGAAAGGAGCUACGAAUGUCUAAGGAUUACCAGCUUAGGUGUGAUCGGGUCCCUAGCAAAGGUAGAGGAUGCAGAAGUGAUAGAUUACCUGCUUUCAACUCAAAUAUUUCCCAGUUGCCUACGCUGCAUGGAGGUUGGCAAAACAUUGUCAAGAACAGUGUCCACAUUUAUAAUUUACAGAAUCUUACUAAGUGAGAAAGGGCUCAAGUACUGUUUCGUUCUUGCUGAACGAUAUCUCUCAGUAUCCCAAUGUUUGGGGAAAUUGGUUGAAAACCUUAGUGAAGAUGAUGCAGAAAAUUUGCCUUGCCUCCUCAGAAAUAUCAUCGGAUGUUACCUCAGGCUCUCCGAAAACGAAAGGACAAGGCCACAAUUGUCGAGCUACGUUCCAUGGAAGUUGUUAGAUGGCAAAUAUGCUAACAUCGUUCGGAGUGAUCCAAAGGCUCUUGCUAACCUACGACAAUUGGUUUGCAAUUUAAGGACCAGCAAGAGUUGUGCAACCCACUGUACCGACGAGCCACCGACUAGCAGCAACUCACCCGGGCCGUCCAUUCCAUGAUGUUUGCCUUAUUCAGACUGGGCAAGGCAGUGACGGGAACAUACAAUAAACAAUAUCAUAAUUUCCCCACAUUAUCAUGUGUAUGACAUGUUCUAAUUG
Molecule: messenger RNA, 1023 nt
Organism: Gossypium raimondii (Peruvian cotton)
Lineage: Eukaryota; Viridiplantae; Streptophyta; Magnoliopsida; Malvales; Malvaceae
Exons: 9
Coding region: 1-924 (307 amino acids)
Biological process (GO): mRNA catabolic process; negative regulation of translation
Cellular component (GO): CCR4-NOT core complex; CCR4-NOT complex; P-body
Source: RefSeq, a predicted model, not a curated record